Stegastes partitus (bicolor damselfish) is the source of this 1428-nucleotide messenger RNA. It is a transcript of the gene tapbpl, whose product is annotated as TAP binding protein like. NCBI's taxonomy places the organism in Eukaryota, Metazoa, Chordata, Actinopteri, Pomacentridae. The record is from RefSeq and is a predicted model, not a curated record. Gene Ontology annotation, biological process: antigen processing and presentation of endogenous peptide antigen via MHC class I. Gene Ontology annotation, cellular component: membrane. The annotation marks the transcript as partial. The transcript has 7 exons.
AAGCAGCUGCUGCGUUAUCUGCAGAAUAACUUCAGAGAACUCAGACCGAGUGUUGCAGCUGCUGAACUUCACUGAUGAGCUGAAAGUCAGAGACAGACUUUAGAGGUGAAGCCUGAAGAAGCUCAGACGUCAGAGAGGAGCUGCAGGCUGACAAACCAAAAGUGAAAGUGGAGGAACCGUCCUGAUCGACUGACUUCACCUUCUGCUGCUCCGGGAUGAUGUUUGGAAUCGUCUUGUUUGGAUUCUUCUUGAAGGGCGUCAGUGCUGAUGCGGUGGCGGAUGUGGUCCUGUCCUGCGCUCUGGUGGAGGAGGGAGUUGGAGGGAUGGGCGGAGGAGCCCUCUUCACUCGGACUCCAGCCACUCUGGUUCUCAGAGACGUCGCGGUCGGUCCUGAUGAAUCUCUGGAGACUCUGACGCCAUUCGUUCCGCCGUCCAUCCCGGAUCCAGAACUCAUCCUGUUCGAGGCCAAAGCUUCGUCUCCUGCGAUCCCGAACGCCGACGUGCUGCUUCAUGCCGACUGCAACCAGCAGGAGGUUCUGUGUGAAAUCAGCCGAUAUUCUCCUCGAGGGCUGCAGGACGCUGCAGGGUUCUUCAUGGUGUCGCUCAGCGUGGACGGAGUGGACUUCAGCACUGCUCUGAUCCUGCAGACGUCACCGGUGGAGCAGGACCGGUCCACCCUGGUGCAGAACAAACUGGGUCUGCCUCUGAGCCGGUCGGGAACUCUGCUGACUGAAGUGAUCUUCCUGGUCUUCUCCCACAUUAAGUCCGUUUCGGCUCCUCUGAAGGGCCAAGUUCUCCUCAACUGUGGCUUCAGGCAGCAAGAGGUUCCGUUGGACCCGGAGGUGGCCGUCGAGUGGAGGCUGCAGCACCGAGGGAAAGGCCGGAAAGUUCUGGAAAUGAAGACGAAGCUGGACGACGCAGAGGGCAGCACAGCAGUGGAGGGGGAGAGGAAGGGCUCCAGCCUGGACGCUGCUCGGCUGGUCCACGAGGGAGACGCCUCCAUGAGUCUGUCCGGGCUGCAGGUGGAGGACGAAGGAACCUACAUCUGCACCGUCAGCGUGGGCAGCUUCCACACGCAGCAGGUGGUGCAGCUGCACAUCCGCCAACCACCACAUGUUUCACUCUCGGAGGGGAAGAGAGUUUCUGGUUCUCCUCAGACGCUGAGCUGCCACUGCAGUAAAUAUUAUCCUCUGGACGUUCAGAUGGAGUGGUUCUCACAGGCUCCCACAGCCUCAGAACCAGAACCCUUUCCAAACCAGGGUUCUCUGUCCAGCCAUCGACAGCACGGCGAUGGAACGUUCUCCCUGUCGUCCCACCUGUCCGUCCCCUCGUCCGUCCCCCCCGGAACCAGGAUCACCUGCAGAGUGUCGCACUCGGCUCUGGACGCUCCGCUGCAGGUGGCUGUGGAGCUGCAGAGUCCUGAGAUAG